Messenger RNA from Gracilinanus agilis (Agile Gracile Mouse Opossum), 855 nucleotides. It is a transcript of the gene SULT4A1, whose product is annotated as sulfotransferase family 4A member 1. Gene Ontology annotation, molecular function: sulfotransferase activity. NCBI's taxonomy places the organism in Eukaryota, Metazoa, Chordata, Mammalia, Didelphimorphia, Didelphidae. The coding region runs from base 1 to 855 and encodes 284 amino acids. Gene Ontology annotation, biological process: sulfation. Gene Ontology annotation, cellular component: cytoplasm. The record is from RefSeq and is a predicted model, not a curated record. The transcript has 7 exons.
AUGGCGGAGAGCGAGGCGGAGACCCCGAGCACCCCAGGCGAGUUCGAGAGCAAAUACUUUGAGCACCACGGGGUCCGGCUGCCGCCCUUCUGCAGGGGGAAGAUGGAGGAGAUCUCCAAUUUCCCCGUGAGGGACAGCGACGUCUGGAUCGUGACCUACCCUAAGUCAGGCACAGGCUUACUCCAGGAAGUGGUCUACCUGGUGAGUCAGGGGGCCGACCCUGAUGAAAUCGGCUUAAUGAACAUCGACGAACAGCUUCCUGUCCUGGAGUACCCUCAGCCAGGGCUGGACAUCAUCAAGGAGCUCACGUCCCCUCGACUCAUCAAAAGCCACCUCCCCUACCGCUUCCUGCCUUCCGACCUCCACAACGGGGACUCCAAGGUGAUCUACAUGGCUCGCAACCCCAAAGACCUGGUGGUGUCCUACUACCAGUUCCACCGCUCUCUGAGGACCAUGAGCUACAGGGGCACGUUCCAAGAAUUCUGUCGGAGGUUCAUGAACGAUAAACUAGGCUACGGCUCGUGGUUCGAGCACGUCCAGGAGUUCUGGGACCAUCAUAUGGAUUCCAACGUCCUCUUCCUCAAGUAUGAAGACAUGCAUCGGGACCUGGCCACCAUGGUGGAGCAGUUGGUGAGGUUCCUGGGUGUAUCUUAUGACAAGGCCCAGCUGGAGUCCAUGGUGGAGCACUGCCACCAGCUCAUUGACCAGUGCUGCAACGCGGAGGCCCUGCCUGUUGGGAGGGGAAGAGUCGGGCUAUGGAAGGACAUCUUCACUGUUUCCAUGAAUGAGAAGUUUGAUCUGGUAUACAAACAGAAGAUGGGAAAGUGUGAUCUCACCUUUGACUUUUAUUUAUAA